Molecule: messenger RNA, 1705 nt
Organism: Ilex paraguariensis (yerba mate)
Lineage: Eukaryota; Viridiplantae; Streptophyta; Magnoliopsida; Aquifoliales; Aquifoliaceae
Source: the annotation of a GenBank genome assembly
UCUCUCUCUCUCUCUCUCAACUCUCUUCGAUUUCCGUCGUCUUCCAUGGUAACUUCUCAAGCAAAUCUCCAAUAGCUUGUCGAGCUCAUCAUCCAAUACUCGAACACAAUUAGAAGUCCAAUCACUAUACGCAUGUCAAUCAAUAUAUAAAAUAUUAAUGAAAAUCUCACUUUCGCUAUCUAUCAGUCUUCAAUUACCUUCUCUUUCUCUCCCUCUUUCUCUCUCUACGUUUGCAUAUAUACGAAACAUAUUGCUCUGUUGCAGAAAUCUAGGUACAGUCUUGGCAAGAGAAUUCAUGCUCGCAGAUAACUUUCAUGGCUGACCCUAAAUGGAGACGAUCAUUCAUUUAUCGAUUCAUUCCCACUGCAAUUUUGAUUUCUGCUGCUUUCUUCAUAGGGAGUGCAUUCAUUGUUCUAGAUUAUAAACAGAAGUAUUCAAGAUUGCGAGUUGUUGAUGCUGUGGAGAUGACAAAACCUAAUAUUUGUGAGAAUCAGUGCAGACCUGAUGGGAGUGAGAUUUUGCCUAGCGGAAUUGUUUCUAGAACUUCUGACUUGGAGAUGCGGCCAUUAUGGGGCCCACGAAACAAAAAGAAAUCAAAGUCACCAAUGAACUUGUUGGCAAUGGCAGUUGGAAUAAAGCAAAAGAACAACGUGAAUAAAACUGUCAUGAAGUUUCCGGCAAAUGAUUUUGUCAUUAUGCUUUUCCAUUAUGAUGGUAUGGUGGAUGAUUGGAGGGAUUUUGAAUGGAGUAGUCGUGCCAUACACGUCUCCGCUGUUCAUCAAACUAAAUGGUGGUUCGCCAAGCGGUUCCUGCAUCCAGAUGUUGUGUCAGAGUAUGCUUACAUUUUCCUUUGGGAUGAAGACCUUGGGGUUGAAAAUUUCAAUGUUGCACGAUAUUUGGCAAUAAUUAAAGAAGAAGGGCUUCAGAUAUCACAGCCAGCGCUUGAUCCUCGUAAAUCGAAGGUGCAUCACAGACUUACAGCACGACAAAAGGGUUCAAAAGUUCACAGAAGGAUUAUUAAUUCAAGUGUUGCUAGGAAGGGGUGUAAUGCAAACAGUACACAGCCUCCAUGCACUGGGUGGGUGGAAAUGAUGGCUCCUGUUUUCUCCAAGGCAUCCUGGCGUUGUGCAUGGUAUAUGAUUCAGAAUGAUCUAGUUCACGCAUGGGGAUUGGACUUCCAGCUUGGUUACUGUGCACAGGGUAACCGAACUCAAAAUAUAGGAAUAGUUGACUCUGAGUUCUUGGUUCACCAGGGUCUUCCUACACUUGGGGGUUCAGCUGUAAACCAGAAAAAUACUGAAGCAAUCAGCGAAGCUUCUCAAAAUGGAAACUUGCCAAACGGAGGAGCAAUGGCACCAUCUGUGUCUCAUCAACCCAAUACAAGAGAUAAGGUGAUAAAGGAGUCCUAUAUUGAGCUAAAAAGAUUUAAAAACAGAUGGAGAAAAGCGGUUAGAGAAGAUAAAUGUUGGGCUGAACGCAUCAGCAACCAUUGAAGACUAGCUGAAUGUGGCACCUGACUAUACUGGUAGUUCUUUUUUCUUUGUAAUAAAAAAAGUAUAGAAAGUUUCUCUAGGAAAAAAAAACAAGUAUAGAUGUUAUGUAAAUUGCAGUGACAAAUUCUUAUUGUUCUUGCGAUGAUGAUUCUAUAUAAAUAAGUAUAGGUGUGAUUUUUUUCUUCUGUACAUUGUUUUCUGAUGAAUCUUGG